This is a messenger RNA of Bactrocera latifrons, 1973 nucleotides long. RefSeq lists its product as uncharacterized. The record is from RefSeq and is a predicted model, not a curated record. Lineage: Eukaryota; Metazoa; Arthropoda; Insecta; Diptera; Tephritidae. Gene Ontology annotation, biological process: GPI anchor biosynthetic process. The transcript has 8 exons. Gene Ontology annotation, cellular component: endoplasmic reticulum; membrane. The coding region runs from base 46 to 1599 and encodes 517 amino acids.
GCUGUAGUCUUUAUUUUGUUUACAAUCCUCCAAUUGUGAUGAACUAUGAGCGUAAAAAUUUUCCUGCCCGCUUUUCUAUUUCACACAAAAAAAGACUUUGAUAUAUAUGGAGAAAUACAAAUCAAUGAAAAUAAUGCAAUCUCCUAUUAUAUUAUUGCACAUCAAGAUUAUCAAACUGAGAGUCAAAGCAAUUUGCGACACCUGGGACACAUAAUACGUGCCGGACCAACAUCAGCCUCAGAACAUUUAGAUGUUGCGGUGACCUUUGCUUACGAUGCUGACACGCCAAACAUUUAUUUGCUUAAGUUGAGCAUAAAGCCGUCUAAUACUACACAAGUGAAUGUCUUCCUAUAUGAUGUGCCAAAAAUGUUGCAGUUGUACGAAUAUAGCGUCAAUUAUGAGACGACUCAAAGCCACACAAUAACUGCCGAGGGAAAUGGCGAGGAGGAGACUGAGCAACGUAGUGAUCUUGUAUUGCUGUGCCGUCUUUUAAAUGAAAAUCACAAGCAAAAUAAAGUGCAUAAAGUGACGAUAUUCAGUAUUCUACAAAAGUUACCAUUUUUACUGCCUAACUUAAUAACAUACUUAUUAAUUAUAUUGUUAGAGUGUAAGCCAGUUAAAACGCUUAUGCAAAAAACAUCAAUUUACUUACACUUUUUGGAGUGGCGUAGAUUGGACGAAACUGGAAAACGGAAACUGAACAUAACAGUGGAUAAAAUUCUUGGUGUUAGUGUAAUGAUUUUCUUACUCUUUUACGUUUCCCAACCCGGCGAUUACCUGCUAGCAACAUCGCACUGGGUCAUACAAAAGCUGCGCUUGCUGCUGCGUUCACUUAAAGGCAGCCCAAUUGGUCUGAAGCUAAAUGAACAUCUUAACAAUUUUCUGCUCGAUUGUUUUAAUUAUCACAUAGAUUUGUGGGCAAAGUUUUUAGAUCUUAUCGAACCCAUUGUGCGUCAACUCUUCGUGCCAAUUGCCAUGCUUGGUUUCAUAGGAAUAUCCUUUCAAUUAGCAUCUUUGCCAAUGUUGAUGUCCAUAAUCGGCUUGCAUGCGCAUUGCUUUUAUAUUUACACAGCAGUAUUGUACAAAGUGGAGAUUAGAGGUAUUCAAGUACUUUGGAAGGUAAUGCUGGGCAAACGUUACAAUGUGCUUAAAAAUCGCGUGGAGUCACAUAAUUAUGUUAACCGUCAGUUGUAUCUGGCGACUAUAUUCUUUACAUCGCUACUCUUUUUGUUUCCAACGGUAUUGGUUUAUUACGUGGUUUUCACAACGUUGCGACUUUGUAUCUACAUGGUGAAUUUAGUUGUCGAAGUAUUGCGGCGUAAAAUUUUAGAAUUUCCUUUGCUGAGUCUACUAAAAUGGAGUAUUGGUAAAUUUUGUGAUAUGGAAAGUAUACACAUCGCUCAUAUGCCGCAUUCGCCGUCACCAUUGUUGCAGCCACAGUAUAUGCAAAUUAGUAUGUCCGUUUUCAAAUUGAGCAUACAAAAAUCGUCAUUAAGUCGGUUAUUUUCAUGUGAAAGUGGAAUCCUGCAAGAAUUUGAAUCGGAUGAGAAGAUGUCAAUAAAAAAUGCAUUUACGCGCAUGCUUAAAGGAACAUUUUAACACUAUUAGUAAACUCGCAUAUGAGAUAAUAUUGAUAUUAAAUCAUGUUAUGUUUUAAACCAAAAAGUUUAUAUUGUUCAAAAAUUAAUGAUCUUUUAAUACAAAUCAAUUUACAUUUUAUGCAAAUAAUGCGUAUUCUAUUGGAAAUUUAGGUAUAUACAAUGUAUACAAAAUAAGGAAUAAGGACCCGUAUUAUAAGUUGUAUUAAAGUAAUAACUUCUUAAAAAUCAUAGAUUUUCAAGAAAACUUAUUAACUAAAAACACGCAUCAAUCAUUGCUCUAACGUAUAGUUAAACUUACAGGUAUUUUUAUACAAAAUAGCCAGCUCUUUACAUUUAAGCCAUCCGAGAAAUAAACUAGUAUAUUAAAAUUAU